Messenger RNA from Cylindrotheca closterium, 906 nucleotides. The record is from the annotation of a GenBank genome assembly. Lineage: Eukaryota; Bacillariophyta; Bacillariophyceae; Bacillariales; Bacillariaceae.
AUGGGAGGAGCACGGAAUAAGAAGAAUGUCAAACCCAUCCUGAUCAUUUCCUUCAUUGCUCUUUUGCCAGUUUUCAACAAUGGUGCGAUUGGUCGAAGAAUAAUAAAUAAUGCUAGACUUACAACCACUUCAUUCCAACCAUCAUCCUUUGAACUACCAGUUGGUGCUGUCUCAUCACCCUUCAAAUAUUUGGAUCAUAAUGACACGUGCAUUCCACAACCGAAUCUUCCAUUGUCCAGGGGGCACUUUGUGAUUUCCAACAUUGACUAUGCACAUUUGACAGGAAUCACUGCAGAGAGUUCGGAAGCGAUUUGCAUGUUGACUCGGAGUGUGUUGGAAUUGUUUCAGUCACAAAUGUCGCUGGAGAUUGUCAACAAUAAAUGGUUGGAGAGGAGGAAUGCAACCGAAAAGCCUUAUGUAGUCCGCAAUAAUGCGUUUGACGUCAAGCAUUAUCAAGAUCUUCAUCAGUAUAGUGCAGCUCAUUUUCAGCUGAAAGACAUCAGCUCUGAUACCUGUACCAACGAAAAGCCCCGAAUCGGCAUUUUGAACCGAGCCAACUAUAGCUGGCGAUCAAUCUUGAAUGCCGAGGAGGUUGCAUUAUCUGCUGCCAAAACUCUGUCUCGCGACGAUUUUAUACAAGUGGGAUACUUUGAAAACCAAAACCUUUCCGAUCAGGUGGCUUUCUUUCGUUCCGUCGACAUUUUGAUUGCCCCACAUGGGGCCCAUCUGACCGGUCUUGCUUUCAUCGAUGCCCCCUGCUCACAUUUGUUGGAACUCUUUCCAAAGCGUUAUUCUAUUCCUUAUUACUACGGCUCCUUAGCCAUGUCGAAUGGAAAGAAAUACUCUUAUCUGUACAUGUCAGAGCAAUUUUUUGUCCUUCCAUUGCAACGAUUGUCGGAUAUAUGA